UAAGUAUGGGGCGAAGUUUAAAUUGUUAAAUUGUUGGAAAGAGGAGCGCGAGACGCGGUGAUGAGGUAAAACGGGAUCAAAGGGAGAAUCUCAAGGGAAUGGGGAAUAAGAAAACAUUGUUGGAAUUUCAAGUGAAGGAAUUUGCGAUUCAAAAAACUCGCGUUAAAACGUUGAGAUGUCUGCGGAGGAUGGAUUGUUGUAUUCUUGGAAGGCGGUUUAAACUGAUUAUAUCUGGUCCGUUCUGCAAAGGAUUAGCGAAGAUCUCCAAAAACCACCGAAGCGCCAGUCGAUCAACGAGUGAAUCAUCGUUUGCACGCACUUACUACAAACAUACAGAUUAAAUCGGUGUAUUUUUUAUCCCCCCAAAGCACGCAGAUAAAGGCCUACUUAUAUUUAUACCAAACGCCUGCAAUGAUGCAAUACGUGUCCUGUAUUUUAACAGCCAUCAACCAGAUUAAUAAGAUGAAUGUGCCCGUGUACAUCGUAUGCGCGGCGUUGAUCGUCGCCGUUAACAGCGAGGAAAACCCUCUCUUCGGAAGGGAGAACGAACCUAUGGACCGGGAAGCAAUGGGUUAUAUUCUGCCUAAGCUGAUGCCCAGAUACCGCGCGAUUUCCAAUAAACAAUGGAUGGCCCCGUACUACGCCGACUCCAACAACAACAACGAGCUGGACUUUGGACAGGAGGCGCGCAACAAGAGGGCAGGCCUUAUUGACGGUCCUUCCUUGUCGAUCAGCAACUCUCUGGAUGUGCUCAGGAACCGUCUGCUCCUAGAGAUCUCCAGGAAGAAGGCUCUUCUCGGCGCCAACUAUAACCGCAACAUGCUCUGCAGGAUCGGAAAGCGCUUUGAGAACAACAAACGCCGCUGUGAAGACUCCGAGAAGUACGUCGAGGAUAGAUUUAUGGUCUAAAGAACGCCUACCUUCGAUCCGCCAACCAAAAUUAGCGCCAACACAAACACACAACACACACACAACUAGAUUGAAGUCCAAACAAAAAACAUUACUAGAAGAAUUCCAUUGGACGACACGCCUUACGUCCAAUAGGAUUAUUCCCCAAACUCCCUCUAUCCUCAAAACAAACCUAUCCUAACUAUCUAAUAAUAACGUAUAUGUAUUUAGUAGUGUACCCAAAUAUCAGUAGUUGGAAAAAGUCAGUAGAAAAAAAA
Messenger RNA from Nicrophorus vespilloides, 1166 nucleotides. RefSeq names its product diuretic hormone 45 (gene Dh44). Gene Ontology annotation, molecular function: hormone activity. Gene Ontology annotation, cellular component: extracellular region. The record is from RefSeq and is a predicted model, not a curated record. The coding region runs from base 412 to 909 and encodes 165 amino acids. The transcript has 3 exons. Lineage: Eukaryota; Metazoa; Arthropoda; Insecta; Coleoptera; Silphidae.